GUGUUUUUGUUCAGAUCAUUCACCUGUAAAGAUGCUGCUUGUCCGAUUUCUGCUCCUUCUUUGUCUGCAACAAACAGGUCACACUCUGCAGCUGAUUGCUCCUUCAUCCCAUCGAGCCAAGAUGGGGGAAGAUGUGAACAUUCCCUGCUCAUUCACAAUCAGUAACCCUCCUAUCAAUCAGAUAUUCAUUGCCAUAACCUGGUACUUUCAGGGAAAAGAAAUAUUAAGAGUUCAGAAUGCGAAAGUGAUAGCAAGAGAUCCUCGUGUGUCCUAUACAGGCCGGGCAGAGGAUGGAAUCGCUGAUCUGUCUAUAUCAAACAUCUCUAUAAUGGACGGAGGGAUCUACAAGUGCUCCAUACUGUACACUCCAAAGAGGGAGGAGAAAGAGAUCAGAUUGGACAUACAAGCUCCUCCACAGAUCUCCAUUAUAGAAAAAUUAGUUGUUAAAAACAGAGAGAAUAUCCUCCGUAGUGUCAUUUUUGGGUUCUAUCCGGUGGACAUCGACAUUAAAUGGCUCCGGGAUGGAAAGAUAAUUGAUAAAGUUAUCAUGGAGAAACCUCAGAGAGACCCGGAUGGGACGUACAGUGUUAAUAGCUCAGUAACAAUAACACCCACUAAGGAGGACAGAGAGCGGAUCUUCUCCUGUAGAGUCCAACACGAGUCUCUUACUGCGCCUCUCCAGGAAGACUUCCAGCUGGUGUAUGGAGCUAUCCCAUCCAUUCACAUUACUUCCCAAGCAUUUAUUUUGGAUGUGGAACAGAUGUUGGUGUGCAGUGUUUCUGGGUUUUACCCUGAAUCCAUUGUUGUGAAUUGGUUCGUGAAUGACACCCUGGUGAAGAAUACCAAGACCCGAAGAAUCAGUAGCUCAGCUGUGGAAUCUGACUACUACUUUAUCCCGACACAACAGAACCAAGGCAUGGAGCUGAGAUGUGUGGUGGAGCAUGCAACCCUCACCACCCCACAUGUGGAGAGGCUGCUGGUACAAGUCAUAGAUCGGAGAAAAAAAUAUAAAACAAUUCCAAUUGCCGCUGCAGUGCUGAUCUCAAUACUAGGAAUUGUCACCUUCUGUGUGUUAUGCAUGAAAAAAAAGAAAGAGAACUUUCCAAAGGUGAGGGAUAUCACUCGCUCCCCAGGCGGUAUUUUCAGCUUAGAUGUUGAUCAUUUCUACCCAAAUGCUAUUACAAUAUCCUGGGAGGUGAUCCAGCCACCAUCAAGCAAAGAGCCCCGUCCCAUAGACUCUACCAUUCUAAUGCAUCAGAACCAAGAUGGAACCUUCAAUGCCACCAGUACUUCUGAAAGCCUCAGAGGGGAGAUCCGGGAGGAUGAGGCUUAUAUUGUGCGAGCCGUGGUGAUACACAAAAAACUGAAACACCCGUCACAUAGAGAAUGGAAAAGUGAUGAUAACGAUAAUAGAGAUUUUCUAUCACGGCCAGAAGUGGAGAUGAAGACAAUACCAAAACUGUUUGUCAACAAGCAGACGCAACUGCAAUGCACAAUCUCACACUUUUAUCCAGAUAAGCUGACUGUGAAUUGGUUUAAGAAAGAAAAAGGAAAGGAAGAACUAAUUUGUAUAGUUAACAAUGAGAAAUACAAAAUUACCAACAGCAAAUCUCAGAAUCCAGAUAAAACAUUUACAUGUACAGAACUUCUAGAGGUCAUCCCAUCACCAGAGGAUCAGGAGUCAGAGAUCAUCUGUAGAGUCAGCCAUCCCAGUCUGGAGGAACCGAUAGAGAACUCAACUGGACCCUUACAAGUGCUGGCUAAGCCCAAAAUCCAGCAGUUUAUACAACUACCCAUUAAUGACUCAGGAGAUUUGGUGGCAUCUUUCAGCCUUUCCAGCUUUUACCCAAAAGGAAUAAACAUCACUUGGAUGUAUGGACCAACCCAAGAGAAGAAGCCAUCAACGGAGGCAAUCAGUGAGAAUCCUGAUGGCACAUUUACUGUCACCAGUCAGUGUACAAUCCCUGGAAAUCUUUGUGAGAACCCAGAAUUCAGAGUCAGAGUGACAUGGGAACAUCCAUCCAUGGGGAGGCCAGAAUACAGAGAGAUAACCAUACAAGAUGAAGAUUUCCCAUGGCGGCCAAAAAUUAAAGAAAUAACUCCACUCAUUCUGCAGUUACACCAGAAGAUCACAGUUAGAUGUACAAUCUCUGGUUAUUUCUCAAACAAUCUAAGAGUGACUUGGAUAAAGAAGAAGGGAGAUGCUGUAACUGACUGUACACAGAAGAGUAACAAGUACCAUAUACCUGAUAUGAGACAUGAGAGGAUGGCUGAUAACACCUAUCAGUGCUCCCCUUCCCUGUCCUUCACACCGAUAUCAGACAAGGAGGAUCUGGAAUUUAUCUGCAAAGUGGAACAUCCCAGCCUGGAACAUCCAAUAUUACAAAGCACAGGACCUGUCAGGGUAAACGUGGCCCCCGAGGAGACAGAUAUAAAAGUGACCCCUUUUGGAUCAGACCAACUGCUGUGUUCUCUCAGUUUAAGGAAGUUUUAUCCUCAAAACAUUAACAUUAAAUGGAGCAAUGAAGAACUCAACAUUCCAAUUUUAUCUUCAACCAAGAAAAUUAUUCAGACCGACGAUGAGAAAAUAUUUGAUGCUCUAAGUGAGUGUAUCAUUCCUUGGAAGUCUCUGAAGUCCUCGGUGCGGGUGACGUGGGCACACGACUCACUAAAGGAGCCCGGAUACCGAGAUCUCCGUAAAACAGAAAAAUGUAAUCUCCUCAUGAGCAUAUUGAUCACUGAACUUAACAGGCUAAACAUCUUCAACAUGUUCAACUCAGACCCAAAAUGUACUGAUCUUCCUUGGCAUCCACACUUUGAAGAGCUAAAUACAUCUGACCUAAAACUGAACACUGAGUCCAAAAUACAAGCGAAAAUUUCUGGAUAUUUCCCUGAGGAUCUGACUGUGCAAUGGUAUAAGAAGGAGAUGGGGACAGAGAGAUUUGUUGCUGUUGAUAGCGAUAAAUACAAGAGUGAAGUCAGUGAACACCAGAGACAGUCAGAUAAGACAUACAGCUGUACAGCCAGUCUGCUGUUCAUCCCAACACUGCCAGAAGAUCAGGGGUCAGAGUUCAUCUGCAGAGUGCUACACCCCAGUCUGGAGCAGGACAUACAGAGAAGAAUAGGACCCCUACAAAUUAUGGUGGCUCCGCAGAUGAUAGAGCCGGUGAGAUUCUCCCUCAGUGAUUCAGGAGAGGUAAGAUGUUCGCUGACUCUGAAGAGAUUCUACCCUCCGGACAUAAAGAUCAGAUGGAGAGCAGGAGAAUCACAAACCAAGCUAAUGUCUGACAGCAGAUUAGAAGAGUCUGCGGAUGGUGAAACAUUUGAUGUUACCAGUGUGUGCACAUUGCCCUGGCCUGUCUGCUUUCCUGUCUAUGUCACCUUGGAGCAUCAGUCAGCAAAAGAACCUCAGAGUAUUAUACUGAAUCCAUCAGAUCUUCCUUGGCAUCCACACUUUGAAGAGCUAAAUACAUCUGACCUAAAACUGAACACUGAAUCCAAAAUACAAGUGAAAAUUUCUGGAUAUUUCCCUGAGGAUCUGACUGUGGAAUGGUAUAAGAAGAAGAUGGGGACAGAGAGAUGUGAUGCUGUGGAUGACAAUAAAUACAAGAGUGUAGUCAGUGAACACCAGAGACAGUCAGAUAAGACAUACAGCUGUACAGCCAGUCUGCUGUUCAUCCCAACACUGCCAGAAGAUCAGGGGUUAGAGUUCAUCUGCAGAGUGCUACACCCCAGUCUGGAGAAGGACAUACAGAGAAGAAUAGGACCCCUACAAAUUAUGGUGGCUCCGCAGAUGAUAGAGCCGGUGAGAUUCUCCCUCAGUGAUUCAGGAGAGGUAAGAUGUUCACUGGCUCUGAAGAGAUUCUACCCUCCGAACAUAAAGAUCAGAUGGAGUGCAGGAGAAUCACAAACCAAGAUAAUGUCUGACAGCAGGUUAGAAGAGUCUGCGGAUGGUGAAACAUUUGAUGUUACCAGUGUGUGCACAUUGCCCCGGCCUGUCUGCUUUCCUGUCUAUGUCACCUGGGAGCAUCAAUCAGUAAAAGAACCUCCGAGUAUUAUACUGAAUCCAUCAGUGGCUCCACAGGAGAUAGAACCUGUGAGAUUCUCCCUCAGUGAUUCAGGAGAGGUGAGAUGUUCCCUGACUCUGAAGAGAUUCUACCCUCCGGGUAUUAACAUCACUUGGAACACAGAACAACAAACUGAGCUAAAGUCUGAUGACCAACCAGCAAAAUCUGAGGAGGGUGAAACAUUUGAUGUUACCAGUGUGUGCACAUUGCCCCGGUCUCUCAGCUUUCCUGUCUAUGUGAUCUGGGAGCAUCAAUCAGUGAGACAUCCUCAGAGGAUCGUACUAAAGAGAUCAGAUCUUCCUUGGCAUCCACAGAUUGAAGAACUAAAUUUGUCUGACCUAAAACUCAACACUGAGUCCAAAAUACAAGCGAAAAUCUCUGGAUAUUUCCCGGAUGAUCUGACUGUGGAAUGGUAUAAGAAGAAGAUGGGGACAGACAGAUUUGUUGCUGUUGAUAUCAAUAAAUACAAGAGUGAAAUCAGUGAACGCCAGAGACAGUCAGAUAAGACAUACAGCUGUACAGCCAGUCUGCUGUUCACCCCAACACUGCCAGAAGAUCAGGGGUCAGAGUUCAUCUGUAGAGCGCUACACCCCAGUCUGGAGCAGGACAUACAGAGAAGAAUAGGACCCCUACAAAUUACAGUGGCUCCACAGGAGAUAGAACCUGUGAGAUUUUCCCUCAGUGAAUCAGGAGAGGUGAGAUGUUCCCUGACUCUGAAGAGAUUCUACCCUCAGGGUAUUAACAUCACUUGGAACACAGAACAACAAACUGAGCUAAAGUCUGAUGGCAGACCGGAAAAGUAUGAGGCGGGUGAAACAUUUGAUGUUACCAGUGUGUGCACAUUGCCCCGGCCUCUCAGCUUUCCUGUCUAUGUGAUCUGGGAACAUCAAUCUGUGAGACAUCCUCAGAGGAUCGUACUAAGGAGAUCAGAUCUUCCUUGGCGUCCACAAAUUGAAGAACUAAAUUUGUCUGACCUAAAACUCAACACUGAGUCCAAAAUACAAGCGAAAAUCUCUGGAUAUUUCCCGGAUGAUCUGACUGUGGAAUGGAAUAAGAAGAUAGGGACAGAGGGAUUUUUUGCUGUUGAUAACAAUAAAUACAAGAGUGUAAUCAGUGAUCACCAGAGACAGUCAGAUAAUACAUACAGCUGUACAGCAUGUCUGCUGUUCACCCCAACACUGGCAGAAGAUCAGGGGUCAGAGUUCACCUGUAUGAUGCAGCAUUCCAGUACAGAGCAGCCCAUAGAGAGAAGAAUAGGACCCCUACAAAUUACAGUGGCUCCACAGGAGAUAGAACCUGUGAGAUUCUCCCUCAGUGAUUCAGGAGAGGUGAGAUGUACUCUGGCUCUGAAGAGAUUCUUCCCUGCGGGUAUUAACAUCACUUGGAACACAGAACAACAAAAUGAGCUAAAGUCUGAUGGCCAACCGGAAAAGUCUGAGGAUGGGGAAAUAUUUGAUGUUACCAGUGUGUGCACAUUGCCCCGGUCUCUCAGCUUUCCUGUCUAUGUGAUCUGGGAACAUCAAUCGGUGAGACAUCCUCAGAGGAUCGUACUAAGGAGAUCAGAUCUUCCUUGGCAUCCACAGAUUGAAGAACUAAAUUUGUCUGACCUAAAACUCAACACUGAUUCCAAAAUACAAGUGAAAAUCUCUGGAUAUUUUCCGGAUGAUCUGACUGUGGAAUGGAAUAAGAAGAAGACGGGGACAGAGGGAUUUGAUGCUGUUGAUAACAAUAAAUACAAGAGUGAAAUCAGUGCAUGCCAGAGACAGUCAGAUAACACAUACAGCUGUACAGCCAGUCUGCUGUUCAUCCCAACACUGCCAGAAGAUCAGGGGUCAGAGUUCAUGUGCAAAGUAAAGUAUCCCGGUAUGGAGCAGCCCAUAGAGAGAAGAAUAGGACCAAUACAAAUUAUGGUGGCUCCACAGGAGAUAGAACCUGUGAGAUUCUCCCUCAGUGAUUCAGGAGAGGUGACAUGUACUCUGGCUCUGAAGAGAUUCUUCCCUCCGGGUAUUAACAUCACUUGGAACACAGAACAACAAACUGAGCUAAAGUCUGAUGGCAAACCAGCAAAAUCUGAGGAGGGUGAAACAUUUGAUGUUACCAGUGUGUGCACACUGCCCCGGUCUCUCAGCUUUCCUGUCUAUGUGAUCUGGGAACAUCAAUCUGUGAGACAUCCUCUGAGGAUCGUACUAAAGAGAUCAGAUCUUCCUUGGCAUCCACAGAUUGAAGAACUAAAUUUGUCUGACCUAAAACUCAACACUGAGUCCAAAAUACAAGUGAAAAUCUCUGGAUAUUUCCCGGAUGAUCUGACUGUGGAAUGGAAUAUGAAGAAGAUGAGGACAGAGGGAUUUGAUGCUGUUGAUAUCAAUAAAUUCAAGAGUGAAAUCAGUGAACACCAGAGACAGUCAGAUAACACAUACAGCUGUACAGCCAGUCUGCUGUUCACCCCAACACUGCCAGAAGAUCAGGGGUCAGAGUUCAUCUGCAGAGUGCUACACCCCAGUCUGGUGAAGGACAUACAGAGAAGAAUAGGACCCCUACAAAUUACAGUGGCUCCGCAGGAGAUAGAACCUGUGAGAUUCUCCCUCAGUGAUUCAGGAGAGGUGACAUGUACUCUGGCUCUGAAGAGAUUCUUCCCUCCGGGUAUUAACAUCACUUGGAACACAGAACAACAAACUGAGCUAAAGUCUGAUGGCCAACCGGAAAAGUCUGAGGAUGGGGAAACAUUUGAUGUUACCAGUGUGUGCACAUUGCCCCGGCCUCUCAGAUUUCCUGUCUAUGUGAUCUGGGAACAUCAAUCAGUGAGACAUCCUCUGAGGAUCGUACUAAGGAGAUCAGAUCUUCCUUGGCAUCCACAGAUUGAAGAACUAAAUUUGUCUGACCUAAAACUCAACACUGAGUCCAAAAUACAAGUGAAAAUCUCUGGAUAUUUCCCGGAUGAUCUGACUGUGGAAUGGAAUAUGAAGAAGAUGGGGACAGAGGGAUUUUUUGCUGUUGAUAACGAUAAAUACAAGAGUGUAAUCAGUGAUCACCAGAGACAGUCAGAUAACACAUACAGCUGUACAGCCAGUCUGCUGUUCACCCCAACACUGCCAGAAGAUCAGGGGUCAGAGUUCAUGUGCAGAGCGCAGCACCCCAGUCUGGUGAAGGACAUAGAGAGAAGAAUAGGACCAAUACAAAUUACAGUGGCUCCACAGGAGAUAGAACCUGUGAGAUUCUUCCUCAGUGGUUCAGGAGAGGUGACAUGUACUCUGGCUCUGAAGAGAUUCUACCCUCAGGGUAUUAACAUCACUUGGAACACAGAACAACAAACUAAGCUAAAGUCUGAUGGCAAACCAGCAAAGUCUGGGGAUGGGGAAACAUUUGAUGUUAGAAGUGUGUGCACAUUGCCCCGGCCUCUCAGAUUUCCUGUCUAUGUGAUCUGGGAGCAUCAAUCAGGGGGACAUCCUCAGAGGAUCGUACUAAAGAGAUCAGAUCUUCCUUGGCAUCCACAGAUUGAAGAACUCAAUUUGUCUGACCUAAAACUCAACACUGAGUCCAAAAUACAAGUGAAAAUCUCUGGAUAUUUUCCGGAUGAUCUGACUGUGGAAUGGAAUAUGAAGAAGAUGGGGACAGAGGGAUUUGAUGCUGUUGAUAUCAAUAAAUACAAGAGUGUAAUCAGUGAACGCCAGAGACAGUCAGAUAAGACAUACAGCUGUACAGCCAGUCUGCUGUUCACCCCAACACUGCCAGAAGAUCAGGGGUCAGAGUUCAUGUGCAAAGUAAAGUAUCCCGGUAUGGAGCAGCCCAUAGAGAGAAGAAUAGGACCAAUACAAAUUAUGGGACCCCAACCGAUGAGCCAGCAAAAAAAAAAACAGAUCAUAAAGAUGUGAUAACAACUGACCAACAAGAACAAGGCACUGGGGUGUAAGAAAAAACACAAUCCAUACUAAUAAUUCCUCUCUAUGAGAAAGUACCAGCCAUGUGGUAAUACUUUGGACUACAGUUGUCUUAAAGCACCAACCUCACACCACGUUUGACAGUCUAUGAGGAUAUCAGGAUUGAUGUUACACCUCUCAUUGGAGUUCUACAUUUUAGGACACUACACAUUGCUGUAGGUUUGACAAAACAAGGAAGGACAUGGUUUUGUUAUUUUUUAAAGUGGAUGUAAACCCGAUUCAUGAAAUUUGAGCUGGGCACGUAUAUCGGCAGUGUUUUCUUAUAUCUCUUCAAAGCACUAAGUCCUGUGGCUUUCUCCAGCUCCAUUCUUGAUAACUUCUGACAAGUUCUCAGACACAUGGGAUAAAACCAGGCAGAAUUUUGUCUUCUGGGAGGUUAUUAUAAAUAGAUUAGCAGACAGCUAAACUAUUCAGGAAACAGCUCUGAGAGUCUCUGCCUAUGAGGAGAGGGGGUG
This is a messenger RNA of Rana temporaria (common frog), 8457 nucleotides long. RefSeq lists its product as uncharacterized. NCBI's taxonomy places the organism in Eukaryota, Metazoa, Chordata, Amphibia, Anura, Ranidae. The record is from RefSeq and is a predicted model, not a curated record. The coding region runs from base 32 to 7936 and encodes 2634 amino acids. The transcript has 28 exons.